Knipowitschia caucasica is the source of this 429-nucleotide messenger RNA. The record is from the annotation of a GenBank genome assembly. NCBI's taxonomy places the organism in Eukaryota, Metazoa, Chordata, Actinopteri, Gobiiformes, Gobiidae.
AUGUGCAUGUCCAGGGCUAUAAAGUCCACAUGUGAGUCCUCUUCAUUCAAACUCCACUCUCUUCCGGCGCUCAGGACGCGGUUCCAAAACCUCAAGAAGAUGGGACUUACAGAAGGAGAUGGCUGUGAGCGUUCUGCUUUGCUGUUGGCCAAAUUAAACCACCAGAGAAUGAAAGCUGAGUUCUGUGAUUGUGUCAUCAGAAAGGGACAGGGUCAGAUCUUCCCUGUGCACAAGUGCUCCCUGUGUGAGCGCUCCUUCAGUCAGAGAGGAUCUUUGAACAGACACGUGAAGAGCCACCUUGGAGUGCGGCCGUUCCCCUGUCCGCAGUGUCCCAUGUCGUUCUCCCGUCAGUACCGCGUCACAGAGCACAUGCGUGUACAUCAGCGUUCUGCUUUAGGGGCCGACUGCACAAAGCCUUCAACAGUUUAA